Suillus paluster is the source of this 1749-nucleotide messenger RNA. Its product is annotated as putative oxalate decarboxylase/oxidase. The record is from RefSeq and is a predicted model, not a curated record. NCBI's taxonomy places the organism in Eukaryota, Fungi, Basidiomycota, Agaricomycetes, Boletales, Suillaceae. The transcript is spliced from 15 exons. Gene Ontology annotation, biological process: oxalate metabolic process. Bases 86 to 1489 code for a protein of 467 amino acids.
AUCCAAUGAUUAUCCUGCGGAACGGUGUUGCUUUUAAUACACCCGCAAUUAUCGCGAUCUGGUUUACCAAGCGUGUUCGUAAUCAAUGUUUUCUGGCGACCCUUUUCCUGCAUCGACUUGCAAUGUGCUGUUCGUCAGUGUCGUUUUUUUUAAGUUUCUUGGUUCAUCUUCUGCAUAUUCAAAAAUGCACUCCUGGCGCCGACUUCUCUCGACUUUGGCUCUCCUGUCAUCCGCAGUUGCUGUACCAGCUGCCAGUUCAGUGGUGUCAUCAGCUCCGGCAGCUAGCCCAACUGUCCCUUAUGCCAGCGACGACCCCAACUAUCCUCUGUGGGAUGCAUCUGAAAACAUAAUCCCCGAAGCUAUCCGUGGUACCCUUGGGAGUACCAUCCUGGGACCCCAAAAUAUUCCGCUGGAGCUGCAAAACCCCGACCUCCUUGCUCCUCCUACCACCGACAGUGGCUCUGUACCAAAUUAUAAGUGGCCUUUUUCCUUAAGUCACAACCGCCUUCAGACUGGUGGUUGGGCAAGGCAGCAGAAUAUGAAUGCCAUGAGUGUCGCUACGGCUUUGGCAGGCGUCAAUAUGCGCCUGGAAGUAGGUGCCAUCCGUGAGAUGCACUGGCACAACGAUGGCGAGUGGGCAUAUAUUAUCUCGGGUGACCUUCGUGUCAGCACUGUGACUCCAGAUGGUCAAGUAUACCUCGGUGACGUUUCACAAGGGGAUCUGUGGUAUUUCCCUGCAGGUUAUCCGCACAGUAUUCAGGCCAAAAACACCACAGCCAACGGCGCAGAGUUUUUGUUGGUCUUCGAUUCUGGCACGUUCAGUGAAGAUUCCACCUUCCUUCUUACGGACUGGCUGGCCCAUGUGCCCAAAGAGGUUAUCGCAAAGAACUUCCAGGUUAAUAUAUCAGCAUUCGAUCACAUCCCAGCCUCAGAAUUGUACAUAUUUCCGUCUACACCUCCUCCGGUAAACAUCGAGUCGGAUAUGGUGGUUCCCAAUGACACUCCGAUGCCUUUCACCUUUGCCCUGUCACAGGUGAAUGCAACGCAGGCACCUGGAGGUACAUACAAGGUUGUAGACACGCGCACAUUCCCUGCGUCUACUACAGUUUGCGGUGCUGAAGUAACCGUCGAGGUUGGCGGCAUGAGGGAGCUUCAUUGGCACCCUACGGAACCCGAGUGGACUUACUUUGUCUCCGGCAGCGCUCGCAUUACCGUUUAUGCAUCCUCAGCUCAGGCAAUGACAACGGACUUCCAAGCUGGUGACAUCGCAUACAUCCCACCGUCGUUUGGUCAUUACGUUGAGAACACUGGCAAUACCACUUUGACGUUCCUGGAAAUUUUCAGAUCAGGCUUGUUCCAGGAUAUUUCUCUCAAUCAGUGGCUUGCAUUGACGCCUCCCGAGCUUGUCAAAGCACAUCUCGGCCUCGAUGACGCUACCAUUGCCAGCCUUUCCAAGGUUAAGCAGGAGGUCGUCGGUCCCGUUUAUUAAUCAACUUCGCGAUGUUCAAAUUCCCGGACUUAUUUAUCGCAACGGUAAAACGAAUAAUUUGUCACGUAUCUGUACGAGUUUUUCAGCGUUAGCAUCGCUUGUGAAUUUUGUGAACGUACUAAAGGAGUUUUUAUUCGCUAUCAUUUAGAGAUGAUCCUUAUGAUCAUGGUAUUUUGACUUUUGAGUUGUACUUGUAGCCAAUAUACCAAGUUGACUGAUUCAGUGUUUCCUACUACUUUUGUGUCACGCGUGAUCAGAAG